UCGCAUUCGUUAGUUUGGUUGGCGGUUUUGUCACAUUCGUAUAGGAACGUUACAGAAUCAAGGAAAAAUGUUUUUGGUACGAUGUGGAGCAAGUAAGUUCUGAACAACUCCUUCAUUACACCUUACAGAAUUAGACUUGACAAAGCAACAGAGAUCUUCACUAACCAACUCCGUCAACUUUCUUUUAUGCAUCUUCUAUAUAUAUAUGUAUACACAAGUAACAGCUUCCACAUUACAUAACACAAAAAAAAAAUCUCCUUCUCCAGACCUUUGAAAAGAGUACCUUCCAUAUCCAUUGUGAUGGACUCAAAGAAAGAGGAUGCAGCUUCUGCACCUACGAGCCCAGAAUCUAGGAGGACCAGGAGCAAUGGCAAAGGGAAAACCAUUGCUGAGGCUGCUCCCCCUGCUGUAACUGUAGUUUCCACAAAAGCUACCCCAUCCCCAAGGGGGAGAUGGAGAAAGGGUGCCGCAAUCCUGGAUUUCAUCCUUAGGCUCGGAGCCAUUAGUUCUGCUAUAGGUGCUGCUGCCGUCAUGGGGAACAAUGAACAGAUACUUCCAUUCUUCACCCAGUUCUUUCAGUUUCAUGUUCAAUGGGAUGAUUUUCCAAUGUUUCAGUUUUUUGUAUUUGCAAAUGGAGCAGCAGCUGUAUUCCUCAUCCUCUCAUUGCCAUUUUCAAUUGUCUGCAUGGUUCGGCCUUUUGUAGUAGGGCCAAGGCUUCUACUGGUGAUCAUAGACAUAUUUACAAUGGCUUUGGUCAUGGCAGCUGCUUCGGCUGCUGCAGCUGUUGUGUACUUAGCGCACAAUGGGAGCCAAGAUGCCAAUUGGAUCGCCAUUUGUCAGCAGUACACUGACUUCUGUAAGGUCACUAGUGAAGCUGUGGUGGCUUCUUUCGUUGCUGCGGUUUUCUUAAUUUUCUUGAUCGUGCUCUCCUCUGUGGCUCUCAAAAGGCGUUGAAAAGAGAAUUUGGAUGGUAAUGGUGGUGCUUCAUAGAAGCUUCUAUUGUAUUUGUAUAAUAUUAUUGUAAAGUUGCAAGAGUUUGAGGUGUAAAUGAUGUGUGUCUGUGUUACAUUAAAGUGAAAAAUCAUGUUCAAGUUUGUUUGUAAAACAAAUUCCACGUUGCAAAUCUGAGACCAAGGUUAAAAAGUC
Molecule: messenger RNA, 1146 nt
Organism: Vigna angularis (adzuki bean)
Lineage: Eukaryota; Viridiplantae; Streptophyta; Magnoliopsida; Fabales; Fabaceae
Product: casparian strip membrane protein 3
Exons: 3
Coding region: 301-954 (217 amino acids)
Source: RefSeq, a predicted model, not a curated record